UCGACGCGGGAGCGCGCCCGGGAGAGCCCGAGCAAGAUGGAGGCCGCGCAGAGGACGCCGCCUGGGCCGAGGCAUCCGCUGCCUGGAUCACCGAACCCCGGCGCUUGAGCCUUGCCGGUCCCGGAUCAGCGGCCCCGACCCGGCCCAGGUUGGUCCUCCCGCAUCCCUUCUCCGCAGCCGCAGCCUCCGCGCGCGUCCGGCCUGGGCGCAGGGUAGCCACCCCCCAGCUCCGGCCCUACCGGGGCCCUGCUGCUCCCCCGCACCCCGGCACGGCCCCUGCCCACUGCCCACCCCUCCAGGCCCAAACUGCUCCCUGGUCUCGGGCUUCUGUCCCCUUGGCCUGGAAAGCCACUGGUCCUGGCCCUGGCCCGCCAAUCCUGGACUACCCCCCACACACCCCGCAGCCGACAUUCAGACCCGGGUUCUGAGGAGCACCCCCUACUCUUCAGUGCGAGUGCAGACCCUGCGCUGUCAGCCCGAUUCCACGCUAGCCUCAUCCUGAUUCGAACACUUAGCCCUGGUUACCUGGCUGGCCCUACUGUAACCUUCCUCAUGCCCUCAGGACCAGCCCCUGACAACCUCUUCUCCCCUUCCUUAUAGAGAAGCUCCAUCAGCGUCCAGAUCCCCUCCAGACACCCAGCCCCAGACCCUCUACCCCAAUAGCAUCUCCAAUAUGCCCUUCCCAGCUCCCUCUAUUAGGUGGCUGUUAAUGCUUCGGUAUUGAUCUCCAUCUUUCAUUGCAUCUCCCACGGCCCCCUUUUAUCCCAACACCAGUUCCAACUCCCCCACCAGCACUUUCUGGUAUUCCCCCUACUUCCAGCUCCCAUGUCCUCAUCUCAGCCCCCCAACUCUCCCAUGGCCCCUUUCCUAGGCCCCCAAUAAGAAACCUUAGCUAGUAUUUCAAGUCGCCGCCCCAACACUGUCAUGACCCCCUCUUAGCUCCCCAGCCAGCCCCCAGGUCCCCAGCUCCGCCCCAGGCCCCGCCCUUGCGAGUUCCUUGACUCAGGGCUGCUUCUCGCGUGCGUCCCCAGCUCCCGCCCCGCAGCCCGGUGGUCCGGUGGUCCGUCCUGGGCCGGCGGCCCCCCACCAGCAGCUGCCGCCGGCCCCGCCCCCGGGCACCAUGCUGCCCUCGCAGGAGGCCUCCAAGCUCUACCAUGAGCACUACAUGCGGAACUCGCGGGCCAUCGGCGUGCUGUGGGCCAUCUUCACCAUCUGCUUCGCCAUCAUCAACGUGGUGGUCUUCAUCCAGCCCUACUGGGUAGGAGACAGCGUGAGCACUCCCAAGCCUGGCUACUUCGGCCUCUUCCACUACUGCGUGGGCAGCGGGCUAGCGGGCCGCGAGCUCACCUGCCGGGGCUCUUUCACCGACUUCAGCACCAUCCCGUCCAGCGCCUUCAAGGCGGCCGCCUUCUUCGUGUUGCUUUCCAUGGUGCUGAUUCUCGGCUGCAUCACCUGCUUUGCUCUUUUCUUCUUCUGCAACACCGCCACUGUCUACAAGAUCUGCGCCUGGAUGCAGCUCUUGGCAGCCCUGUGCCUCGUCUUGGGCUGCAUGAUCUUCCCUGAUGGCUGGGAUGCCGAGACCAUCCGGGACAUGUGCGGGGCCAAGACGGGGAAGUACUCCCUGGGGGACUGUUCGGUGCGCUGGGCGUACAUUCUGGCCAUCAUUGGAAUCCUCAACGCGCUCAUCCUGUCCUUCCUCGCCUUCGUGCUGGGCAACCGGCAGACUGACCUGCUGCAGGAGGAGCUCAAACAGGAGAACAAAGAUUUUGUGGGUACUACAGUAAGUUCUGUGUUGCGGCCAGGAGGAGAUGUCUCCGGAUGGGGAGUCCUGCCAUGCCCUGUUGCUCAUACACAGGGACCCUGAAAGUCAGAAUUGUAGCUCAGGAGUUGGCCCGACCUCAGCAUAUUCUGUCUGCUGCCCUCUUCUUCCUGUGGUCAAGCUCCAGACCCCAAUCUCUGACUGAAGGCACACCACUCCAGGCUUUGAAGAGAGCCUGGCAGAAGGCAGGGGCCCUUGAGAUCCCUCGGGAGCCUGUGUCUGGCCCUGCCUCCAUUUGACCUAAGGGAGCCUGGGUCUCCCUCUCUGGUCCUUCGGUUUCCUUCUCUCCUGUGUAGACCAGCUGGAGGUCCCCGAGGAUCCCCAGGGGAAGGAGGCUCUGCAGUGCAGGCUCCUCAGACCCCUUCUGUCUGGACGGCUGCCUGCUGCAUCCUUGCCUCCCCAGUCCUGGUCUCCUAAAGAGACUUAUUCAAGACACUGCCCCAGGAGGGCCAGACUUUUUCCUACUUUAUUUUUAUUUGCUGAUGAUGGUCCCACCACAUCUGCCACAAAGCUCCAGGUGCCACCAGCCCCACCCAUGGGGCCUCUUCUGACUCCCUCAUUCAAGCCUGCAUCCAGCUCUCAAAGGAACCUGAGCGGUGCUGAGGGGGAAAGCACGGGGUCUCCCUCCCCACUGCGGGUAGCCCCUCCUCAGCUCAGAGUCUGAGGGGAAGACCCAGGCUCUGGAGGCUGGGGGAGGAGGGCAGCUGAUCACAGCAGCUGGAGUUUGUCAGCUUCUCAGCCUGGGGCUGGCCUGGCCUCUUCUCUACGGGGCUAACUCACCAGUGACUGGACCCUUGACUCUGGCCUGUUUUGUACAGCAUAGACUUCUCGGGCCCAUUGUCAUGGUUGGUGACUGGAGAGGGGGCUCAGAGGUGGAGUUAGGGGAUGCCUAUCUCCGUCUCACGCUUCCCACACCUCGGACAUCUGCCAAGGGCAGAGACUGUCUUGCCCCCCUCUUUGAUACUUUUCUGCCUAAUUUGAACUUGCAGGUCACCUCUGAACAGGGUACCCCUGUCCCCACCCUAGGCCCUGUUACCCUGCCCCUGACUCUUUCUCCUUGCCCACUUCUCGCCUUGUGAUACGAUACGCCCAGGGUCUGCAACCUCAUGGGCAGUGCUUGGAGCUGAGGCGUGUGUGUGUGUGUGUGUGUGUGUGUGUGUGUGUGUGUGUGUGUGUGUGUGUGUUACGACGGAGGGGCACAUGAGAAGAUCUCUCUUCUUCUCCCACUAAGGGGUUUCUCCGUCCCCCUUAGCAGAGAGAAAAUGAGGGAGAUCCCAGGUGUGUUUUUGACCAUCCUUGGUUACCUUAUAGAUCUAGUGGCAGAGCCAUCUAGUCGUGGACAAGCCUUCUGUCCCCAGUGGAGGGUGGCAGGCUAGCUUCAUCUAACAUAAUGUCUCCUAGGACAUGGCCUGCUGCCUGGUCCCUGUGUUGAGGAGUGUGUGUCCCCUUUAGGCUCCACAGGAGGCAGAUCACUUCUGAGUGUCACGUGUGAGCCUCAGCCAGAGUUGGAAGGGCAACUAGUUCACAGAUUUGCUGUCCUUGUGUUCAUUUUCAUAGGACUUGGAGCUGAGAGUUAGGAUUCCUGAGCAAGACCCAUGCCCAAGACUGUCCCAUCAGGACCCUAACUGGAGUCUCAUGCUGGGUCCAGGAAGGAUUUCUGCAAUUUUCCAGACCCCAUCUCCACCUUCCCCUCUUUCCCCCAGGACAGAUACCUCUGCCCAAGCUUUGGUCACUGCCCUGGUGACCCCACACUUGUCCCCACCUAGUCUAUUUCUGGAGCCACAGCAUUAGAGCUGUCUUGGGCAGGUGCCGGGAGACUGGGAAUGUACGGGGGCAAAGGGGCAAAGGGGCGGGGGGAGGAAUUGUGUGAAGG
Molecule: messenger RNA, 3692 nt
Organism: Mesocricetus auratus (golden hamster)
Lineage: Eukaryota; Metazoa; Chordata; Mammalia; Rodentia; Cricetidae
Gene: Lhfpl4
Product: LHFPL tetraspan subfamily member 4
Exons: 3
Coding region: 1121-1864 (247 amino acids)
Biological process (GO): gamma-aminobutyric acid receptor clustering; sensory perception of sound
Cellular component (GO): plasma membrane; inhibitory synapse; postsynaptic membrane
Molecular function (GO): GABA receptor binding
Source: RefSeq, a predicted model, not a curated record